AUGGACGCCCUAGAGGAAGAGAGUUUCGCGCUGUCCUCUUCCGCCUCUGAUGCAGAAUUUGAUGCUGUAGUUGGAUAUUUAGAGGUCAUUAUCAUGGAUGAUGAGUUCCAGUUAUUACAGAGAAAUUUCAUGGACAAGUACUAUCAGGAGUUUGAAGACACAGAAGAGAAUAAACCCACCUACACACCUAUUUAUAACGAAUACAUUUCUCUGGUAGAAAAGUAUAUUGAAGAACAGCUGCUGGAGCGGAUUCCUGGAUUUAACAUAGUGGCUUUCACCACGACUUUACAGCACCAUAAAGAUGAAGUGGUUGGUGACAUAUUUGACAUGCUGCUCACGUUUACAGAUUUUCUGGCUUUUAAAGAAAUGUUUCUGGACUACAGAGCAGAAAAAGAAGGCCGGGGACUGGAUUUAAGCAGUGGUUUAGUGGUGACUUCAUUGUGCAAAUCCUCUUCUGUGCCAGCUUCCCAGAAUGACCUGCGACCCUAGGUCCCACCACCAAGCAAUGGGAUCUUUCUGGAUGUUGCCAUCCCAGUAGACUGGAAGAGGCUCUGGCUAAUGUGACAGAAUACAUGUUAGAAAGACUGA
Lontra canadensis (Northern American river otter) is the source of this 588-nucleotide messenger RNA. RefSeq names its product ADP-ribosylation factor-like protein 2-binding protein. Lineage: Eukaryota; Metazoa; Chordata; Mammalia; Carnivora; Mustelidae. Gene Ontology annotation, cellular component: mitochondrial intermembrane space. The record is from RefSeq and is a predicted model, not a curated record. Bases 1 to 489 code for a protein of 162 amino acids. Gene Ontology annotation, biological process: positive regulation of tyrosine phosphorylation of STAT protein; maintenance of protein location in nucleus. The transcript has a single exon.